This is a messenger RNA of Fusarium coffeatum, 828 nucleotides long. RefSeq lists its product as uncharacterized. Bases 1 to 828 code for a protein of 275 amino acids. Lineage: Eukaryota; Fungi; Ascomycota; Sordariomycetes; Hypocreales; Nectriaceae. The record is from RefSeq and is a predicted model, not a curated record. The transcript has a single exon.
AUGUCAGAACGCGACGACGUAAAGCCUAUACUCGACCAUAUAGUCGUUCUCGUCUCAUAUAAGACGUUACAAGAGCUUCCUAAGCGCUUGGAAAAUGACCUUAUCGUGAUCGACGGUGGCGCUCAUGCGGACGGUCGCACUGUCAACAAGCUCAUCGAAUUUCCUGAUGGAGUCUAUAUUGAGCUUAUAGCAUUCCAGGAUGAUCUUGAUCCUGAGAAGCGACGGUCGCAUCGAUGGGGAAACCUAGAGGAGAAUACCGUCAUCGAUUGGGCGUAUACUCUUCCGCAUGAGAAAAACUUCGAUGUCAUCCAAGAGCGCGUCAAAAAGGCCAACUCUGAGGUUGUCUACCAUAAUCCGGUACCUGGAGGUCGUCUCAGGCCAGAUGGUGUCGAAUUGAAGUGGUCUGUUGCUUCGGCUUAUGCCGCUGCUGGUCGUGCUCUGUACCCUGGGAAAGCGCCGUUCUGGUGUCUCGAUCGUACAUUAAGACGCCUACGAGUACCAUACAAAGAGGAAGACGGAUCUCAGCCUGAAUACACAAAGCACCCAUCCGGAGUUAUUGGCGUUUCGUCUGUUUCCAUCGCUGUUCCUCAGCGAGAGCAAGAGACACUCACAAAAGUCUACAACGGCAUCCACGACUUCACAACCAAAGACGGGGCGUGGCCUUUCAUUGUUUACUCGGGAUCAAAGGCAGGAAAACACCGCGUCGAAUUGAAGAAAGGCCAAGACGAUGGACGCAAACUUCACUUAACGCUGCUCGGUAAACACGGCAGCCCAAGCAGCAUUGAGAUCCUCCCUGGCUUGGCAUUCAGUGUUGAUUCGGGACAUUGA